AUGGGCAGCGCUGGUGGAGGCCGCUGGGCCUGGGGGCACCUGGUGCUGCUGCUGGGUCUGUGCAUCUGGACAGCAGCUGGAGCUGGCCCCAACCCUGUCAGGAACCUCAUGGCUGAGAGCCAGACCAACAGCUCCGGCACUCUGAGCUGGGAGGACCCCAAGGGCCCAGCCAACGCUGCCUACACCUACCGUAUCAAGUGGACUGAACAUGAUGUCACAGACAUCACGGACACCACGUACAAGGUGGAGGGCCUACAGCCCGCCUCUCAGUACAGUUUCUCGGUGUGGGCAGUGAGCAACUGUCAGGAGAACACAGCGGAGAUCGUCACUGCGUCCACAGACCCCAACCCUGUCAGGAACCUCACGGCUAAGAGCCAGACCAACAGCUCCGUCACUCUGAGCUGGGACGUCCCCGUGGCCCCAACCAACGCUGCCUACACCUACUGGAUCAAGUGGACUGGACAUGAUGUCACAGACAUCACGGACACCACAUACAAGGUGGAGGGCCUGCAGCCCGCCUCUCAGUACAGUUUCUCCGUGUUUGCGGUGAGCAACGACCCCAACCCUGUCAGGAACCUCUGGGUUGGGAACUGGACCAGCAGCCCCAUCACUCUGGGACAUCCCCCAGGGCCCGGUCAAUGUAUCCUACACUACUGGGUCAACUGGACCCGACCGGAUGGCACAGACCCCAACCCUGUCAGGAACCUCACGGCUGAGAGCCAGACCAACAGCUCCGUCAGUCUGUGCUGGGAGGACCCCGGGGGAAUGACCAGUACACACUACACCUACCUGAUCAAGUGGACCGGACACCCCAACCCUGUCAGAAACCUCAGGGCUGAGAGCCAGACCACCAGCUUCGUCACUCUGAGCUGGGAGGAUCCUGAGGGCCCGACCAACGCUGCCUACACCUACCGUAUCAAGUGGACUGAACAUGAUGUCACAGACAUCACAGACACCACAUACAAGGUGGAGGGCCUGCAGCCCGCCUCUCAGUACAGUUUCUCAGUGUUUGCAGUGAGCAGCAGUCAGGAGAGCACAGCAGAGAACGUCACUGCAUCCACAGCUCCCAAUGAGGUCAUGAAUCUCCACAACGAAACACAAACCAACAACUCAAUCACACUCACCUGGGAGGCUCCCAGUGACCCCCACGCUCAGCUCUACAUGUACCAGGUCCAGUGGGCCAGUGGGGCACAAAGCCAGCAGGAGCAAACGAAUGGCACCUCCUAUAGGGUGGAGGGCCUCGAACCCGGGACUCUGUACAACCUCAGCGUGAGGGCAGAGAGGAACAAUGUCACCAGCGCCACACGGAGCCUCAGAGCUUCCACAGCCCCAGACCCCGUCCGCAUCUCCUCUUGCACCAGCGCCUCUGGGGGCCACGGGCUGGCCCUGACCUCUCUAUGUCCCCGGGGCGGCUUUGAGACCUUCCUGCUGGAGGUCAACGGGCAGCGGAUCUCCCUGGACAAUUCCUCCUGCGAGCGGGAAGUGGCCGUGUGGGGACUGCAGCCAGCUCGCUUCUAUGUUGCCAGCGUCCAGACCUUCUGGGAUGGGAUGGUGGCCCCAGGGUCCUCUGUGACCUGUAACACCUCGAGUGUAGGGGUGAUCGCCGGAUCCGUCAUUGGGGUGCUCCUGGCCAUAACCCUGGUGGGCGUCCUGCUGUUCUUCCUGAAGCGCAGGAGGAGUGAGAAACAACCAGCGACCCGGAACCAGGUGUUCAGCUUCCGCAAAGACAUCCAUGCUGCAGACUUCGCCAAGCAUGUGAGGGGAAAGGAGAAGGACAGCAACUGGGGCUUCGCGGAGGAUUACCAGCUCUUGGACCAAGAGAACCAGCUCGAGCCGCUUCAGAUGGUGGCCUUGGCUCCAGAAAACCAGAGCAAGAACCGAUACAGAAAUGUGCUGCCUUAUGACUGUGCUCGGGUAUCCCUGAAGCUGCUCCCUGGGGAACCAGGCUCCGACUACAUCAAUGCCAGCUUCAUACCUGGUCUCAAGAAAGCCCAGGAGUUCAUCGCCACGCAGGGCCCCCUGCCUCACACCGUGGAGGAUUUCUGGCGUCUGGUUUGGGAGCAGCAGAGCCACAUCCUGGUCAUGCUGACCAAUUGCAUGGAGUUGGGCCGGGUGAAGUGUGAGCAUUAUUGGCCACUGGACAACAAGCCCUGCACCCAUGGGCACCUCCAAGUGACGCUGGAGCACGAGGAUGUAAAGGAGAACUGGACCAUCAGGACUCUGAUACUCCACCAUACGCAGGAGCAGAAGAAGCUAGAGGUGUGGCAGUUUCAUUACAUGACAUGGCCGGACCACGGCGUGCCCCACUGCCCCAACCCCUUGCUGGAAUUCAGGAAUCUCUUCCGCGAGCAGCUGGAACAUUUCUCCGAGGGCGGCCUGCCAGUCGUGCACUGCAGUGAUGGCGUGGGCCGCACGGGCACCUUCAUUGCUCUGGAUGUCCUGCUGCGGCAGCUGGAGUGUGAGGGCCGCGUGGGGCCCUUCCAGUAUGUGAAGAAGAUGAGGGGAAGCCGGCCGCUGAUGGUGCAGACUGAGGCCCAGUACGUGUUCCUGCACCAGUGCAUCCUGCGCUUUCUCGAGCAGUCUUCGCCCAUCUAUGCCGAGGACUUGUACGAGGAUAUGAUCUACGAGAACGUGGGUGCCCUGUAG
Messenger RNA from Sorex araneus (European shrew), 2646 nucleotides. Its product is annotated as receptor-type tyrosine-protein phosphatase H-like. Gene Ontology annotation, molecular function: protein binding; protein tyrosine phosphatase activity. The transcript is spliced from 19 exons. NCBI's taxonomy places the organism in Eukaryota, Metazoa, Chordata, Mammalia, Eulipotyphla, Soricidae. Bases 1 to 2646 code for a protein of 881 amino acids. The record is from RefSeq and is a predicted model, not a curated record. Gene Ontology annotation, biological process: protein dephosphorylation.